Molecule: messenger RNA, 1381 nt
Organism: Colias croceus (clouded yellow)
Lineage: Eukaryota; Metazoa; Arthropoda; Insecta; Lepidoptera; Pieridae
Gene: rswl
Product: mitochondrial ribonuclease P protein 1 homolog
Exons: 5
Coding region: 115-1359 (414 amino acids)
Biological process (GO): mitochondrial tRNA 5'-end processing; positive regulation of mitochondrial translation
Cellular component (GO): nucleoplasm; mitochondrion; nucleus
Molecular function (GO): tRNA binding
Source: RefSeq, a predicted model, not a curated record
UUCCCAUUUCCCACUUUUCCGAAAUCGAUUGAAAACAUUACGACGUAUAUCUUUAAAACGCAUAAAAAAUAAAUUAUUAACCAAAUUUAUUUAAUUGUUUUCAGCAAUACAAAUAUGCAUUGUCUUAGAUCAUUAUGUUUACGAAUAAGUCAACGAGGAUAUUAUGUCCUACCUGUACCUGCUUUAGUAAAACCUGCAAAAAUUAGCAGCAAUUAUAUAAAUUUUCCUCGAUUAUAUGCAUCGCAAGCAGACGAUGAUAUAGAAAAUAUUAUAAGCCAGAUAAGUAAGGGUAACCAAGAAAUUGAAAAAAAGCUGAGGGUUUUAAUGUUGGAAGUAGAAGUCAUGCGUCAAGAUGGCAGACAAGCACCGGAUGUUAUGGAUCUUAGAAAUUGGCAGUAUUUGAUGGAAUUACCAUCAAGAAAUCAGAGAGCAAAUUAUCUCACAUAUUUAUGGAAAAAUGAGAAGAGGAAAGAGAAUGUUAAGAUGAAAAAGGAGGCAAGAAGAAAGGAACUUGAAGAGAUGGACCCAGAAGAUUCAAAAGAGUUUCCAGAUGAUGUAAUGUAUGGUAUUAAACAUCAAACACUAUUUUUACGCAUCCGCGACCAAUCAAUCAAUCAAUUCGACAACUACAGAGCCCUACAAGCUUUAAUGAGGGGACAGUCAAUGGUUAUUGACUGUUCAUAUGAAACUCAUAUGGUAAAAAGAGAAAUUUUAAAUUCUGCAAAACAACUCACAUAUGUUUUUGGCGAUAAUAGAAUGCACAAAGAGCCCUUUAAUUUACAUUUGUGUAAUGUAGAUAAUAAUGGAGAUUUCAUGGAUCAAUUCAGAAGAAAUGUACCAUCAAUAGAUGAGCCCUGGUUUCCUAUGAACAUUCAUGUAGAAAGUUAUUUAGACAUUUUCCCGAAAGAUAAACUAGUAUAUCUUACCCCACACUGCAGAGAGGAGUUAACAAGUUUUGAUCAUGAUGCUAUUUAUAUUGUGGGUUGUAUGGUUGAUAAGAUAAACAAUGAGCCACUCUCUUUAGCUAAAGCAAAAAGAGAUGGUAUAAAAAUGGCCAAACUACCUCUAGACCGUUAUUUAGAAUGGGCUCCAGGAUCAAAGAAAAAUCUGAAUAUCAAUCAUAUGAUACCAAUUCUUUUGGACCUUAAGCUGACUGGAGAUUGGGAAUUUGCAUUACGUCACAUACCCAGGAGAAAAUUAAUGGAAACAAAAAUACAAGCCAUGCAAAAGAGAUUUGAGAAAUCAUCUCUUAAGAAUGUGGACAUGCGGAGUUUUAUGAAUCUACGAGUUGAAGACAGAAGUAUAUUUAAAAAGAAGUUUAAAUCCAAGAAGUCCCUGUAUGAUGAUGACAAUAUAUAAAUAAAAGCAACAUAUAUUAUUA